Molecule: messenger RNA, 3604 nt
Organism: Gadus chalcogrammus (walleye pollock)
Lineage: Eukaryota; Metazoa; Chordata; Actinopteri; Gadiformes; Gadidae
Gene: cmasa
Product: cytidine monophosphate N-acetylneuraminic acid synthetase a
Exons: 8
Coding region: 217-1518 (433 amino acids)
Molecular function (GO): N-acylneuraminate cytidylyltransferase activity
Source: RefSeq, a predicted model, not a curated record
CAAUGGCAUGCGUGGCACAAUACACUAACACGGAACCUCCGAAUCCUGAUGCCAGCUGUGAUCAAAGGUGCACCACUUUGGUCAUUUACUCAAACUAAAUUAAUCUAGCACAGUUGCUCCACUUUGCUCCACCUAUUUGAUCAGCGGUAUUUAUUAGUGUUUUGCUUUUAUCUGUCGUGUCCUGUAGCAGUACUAGUACUUCGUAGUAAACAUUACAUGUCUGCAAGAAAACGAACCCGUCGCUCUCCGGGAGACGUGCCUCUGGAAGCGGACAUGGAGGUCGGGAAGAAUGGGGAGAAGAGGCACGUCGCUGCCCUGAUCCUCGCUAGAGGAGGCAGCAAAGGCAUCCCGCUGAAGAACAUCAAGAUGCUGGCCGGAGUGCCCCUCCUCGGGUGGGUGCUGAGGGCUGCGGCGGACGCAAACAUGUUCGACAGUAUCUGGGUCUCCACCGACCACGAGGACAUCGUGAAGGUAUCCCUGGCCUUCGGGGCCAAGGUUCACCCCAGGAGCCCGGAGGUCUCAAGAGACUCGUCCAGCUCUCUGGAGGCCAUCCAGGAGUUCGCCCGGCUGCACCCAGAGGUGGACGUGGUUUGCAACAUCCAGGCCACGUCGCCCUGCCUGCACCCGUUCCACGUGAAGGAGGCGCUGGAGAAGAUCACGCUGGAGGGCUACGAAUCGGUCUUCUCCGUGGUGCGGCGACACCAGUUCCGCUGGCGGGAGGCCAAGAAGGACACCGACGGCGUGACCGCCCCUCUGAACAUGAACCCCAACAAGCGGCCGCGGCGGCAGGACUGGGACGGGGAGCUGUGUGAGAACGGAUCCUUCUACUUCGCCUCCAGGGACCUGAUCCUGAACCACGGGGUGCUGCAGGGAGGAAAGAUGGGCUACUAUGAGAUGUUACCGGAGUACAGCGUGGACAUCGACGUGGACAUCGACUGGCCGGUCGCUGAGCAGCGGGUGCUGAGGUUCGGUUACUUCGGCAAGGACAAGUCGGAGGUGGUGCAGCUGAUGUUCUGCCACGUCUCGGGCUGUCUGACGGACGGACAGACGGCGCUGUCGGCCUCCGGGGACGAGAUGGUGCACAUGAACACCCGCGACAUCAUGGGCAUCCGCAUCCUGAAGAGGGAAGGGGUGGAGGUGGUGCUGCUGGUGUCGAAUGAAGACGACAUGUCUGAAGUGCUUUCUGACAAGCUGGCGACGAGGACCGGUUGCGUGGUCAAGCAUGUGGGAGAGGAGACCCUGUUGGAUGUGGAGAAGUGGCGAGAGGAGAAGAAGCUGGACUGGAAGGAGGUGGCGUUCAUGGGCUUCGACGAGCCGGACGUGGAGUGUCUGAAGCUGGCCGGGCUCAGCGCGGCGCCCGGGGACGCGCCCGCCGUGGCGGUCAACGCCGCCAAGUACGCCUGCCGCGCCCGAGGGGGGCAGGGCGCCGUCCGGGAGUUCGCCGAGCACAUCCUCCUCCUCAAGAGGAAGGCCAAGUGUCAGAUGGAGCGCGACCGCAUCAACCGCGAGAACUUCUGAGGGAACGCCGCGUCGGACGGAGGAACGCCGCCUGGGACGGAGGAACGCCGUCUGGGGCGGAGGUACAGCGUGACGGAGGACGGUUCACUGGACGAGUGCAAACGAUUGUGCGACAAGGAGAUUAUUUGGGCUUGUUUAACGAUCACAAAUCGGUGAUAUUUUAGGAGGGUUUAUCGUUUUAGUUUUUGGGGAUUUGACAUGUGGAUGAAGGAUUUUUGUUUUUUUCAAAGCAUGGUGUGUGUGCGUGUGCGUGCGUGCGUGCGUGCAUGUGUGCGAUUGGUCUCCCAUGUUGACCAGCGAUCCAACGUGAACAUUGCUUGAUUGCAAGUGGGGUGCCGGAAGCAUCCUCAGAUUAUCUCUGUCCUGGUGCUGUUUACCUGAUUGUUUUGUGAUUCUUAAUUUGCUUUGAAGAAGCAAGCAGUUAUUUAUGUUCUUUUUAAUUUGAGUUGUAUCUGGUGUGGAGUAGUGUCUAGAUUCGACCACCAGAGGACGCUGUUGUGUUAAAGAUGAUAUAAUUGAAAACUCCCUUGUCAUUGCAUUCUAUCCUAUGUAUCAGGUUUUUUGAAAAUCCUUGGAAGUGCAUCAACAGUUUUUUCGUUAUUUGUCACACAAGCUUGCAUCAACUGGACUAUUAAUAUUUCUAAUUUAUUAACUUUCUCCUACAGUUAAUGCUCUGUACUGCAGAUACUACAACCAAACUCAAAUCUUCUUAACAGCAUAUGCAUCUUCUCCUAAUUUGUUUUUUGUCAAUGAUAAUCUAUGGUUAUGGUCACUGAAUGAAUAAAAUAGAACAUUAUUUAUCAAUACGUUGAUUCUUUUGUGUCUUCAAUCUAGUUGGUCAACAGGCAGCACAGGAGGUUGAAAUUGGUCCAAAUUAUUUUGCGAGCGUUUUGAUCUGAUUUGUGUGUGAUGUUUGAGAGGGGCAUUGAAACAGAGUCUACAGAGUGUUAACCUACAGCACUCACCGUUGUGCCAUCAGGACACCUGAGAUGCUGUUCUCUGAGGUUAUACUUGACUUUACAAGUCACAUGAUAUAGCAAUAAGUGAUCACCUUUAAAGUAAACAUUUUGGUGGUACCCCAUACUUCAUGGCUGUAUGUGACAGAACCUGAACCACAAACCUGCAGAAGGGUCCAGCUGCAGGCUUGGGCGUUUCCGUCAUGACACAAGAACGCCCUUUAGGCGUUCCUGGUAGCGUUUCAUCGACCAAUCACGCAGUGUUUCGAAAGGCAUACUGGGUUUCGCAAGGCAUACUGCGAAGCACAGUCGCAAGGCAUACUAUGCUUUCCUUCCUUAAUUUUACCUCUCUCAUUCGAUUUAGAAAUCAUGGAGCCCCCACUUGUCUAACGAAAUGCGCAUGCUCAGUGUUUCUCUGUUGAAUAUCAGUGUGUAAGCUAUAAAAUAGGCUAUAUAGGAACAUUUUAAAAGUAUAACAAAGAUGGAGGCCUAUUCAACAUAUUUGCAUACUAUUAUUUUAAAAUGAAAGAGUGGUUUUGUUUUACAUAAUUUGUUUAUUGUAUUGUAUAAGUCGCUGAUGGAGGAAACCCAUCGCAACGGAAAUCCCGAUCGGAUCCAUCUGAGUGUGUGUGUGUGUUUGUGUGUGUGUGUGCGCGUGUGUGCGUGUGUGUUUCUAUUCUAUUAUAUUCUAUACAGUGUUACCCUUUAAGUUUCAUUUGAUAAAAACGACAGUGUCUUAUAUUUUUUUCCCAUGAUGACUGAUGAAAAACAACCCUUGUUACCCCUUAUAUUUUAUUUGACACCCCUUGACGACCAAUAUUUUACAAGGACAACACGACAGUGUUACCCCUUAUAUUAUAUUUGACAAAGACAACAGUGUUUCCCCGUAUGUUUUUUUUUCAUGACGACCAUUAAAAAACAACAGUGUUACCCCUUAUGUUUUAUUCGAUACAUUUCGACAGUGUUACCCCUUAUGGGUUUUUCAUGAAGACAGAAAACGAACGACAGUGUUACCCUUUACGCAUCUUUUGAUAAAAACAACAGUGUUACCCCCUAUAUUUUAUUUGACAAGGACAAUGUUUUUUUUUUUCAAAACUGUUUUUUUUCAUGACGACCAAUAAAAAACAAGU